AAACAGCAACAGGGGACCGGAACUGGCACCUGGAUUGGCACUGGCACCAGAACUGGGACCAGAACUGGCACUGGAACUGGCACUGGGAUUGGCACCAGCACCAGAACUGGGACCGGGACCAGGAUCAGCACUGGGAGCAGAACUGGCACCAGGACAGAAACUGGAACCGGCACCGGGACCAGAACCAGCACCGGGACCAGAACCGGCACUGGGAUUGGCACCAGGACCAGAGCCACGACUGGAAGCAGGACCAGAACCGGCACCAGAACUGGGACUGGAACUGGGACCAGAACUGGCACCAGGAUUGGCACCAGGACCAGAACCGGGACCAGGACCAGAACUGGGACUGGGAUUGGCACUGGGACAGGUACUGGAACCAGCACCAGAACCAGCACCGGGACCAGCACCAGAACUGGGACUGGCCCCAUCACCGCAACCGGGACCGGCACUGGGACCAGCACUGGCACUGGGAUUGGCACCAGAACCAACACCGGGACCGGGACCAGAACUGGGACCAGAAUCAGGACCGGAACUGGCACUGGGAUUGGCACCGGGACCAGAACCGGCACCAGAACCAGGACCAGCACCGGCACCAGGACCGGGACCGGCACCGGGACCAGCACCAGCACCAGAACCGGGACCAGAAUCGGGACCAGAACCGGGACUGGAACUGGGACCGGAACCAGCACCGGAACUGGCACCGGGACUGGAACCGGGACCAGAACUGGGACCAGAACCGGGACCAGAACUGGGACUGGAACUGGCACCGGGACCAGGAUCAGGACUGGGAGCAGAAUUGGCACCAGGACUGGAACUGGCACCAGGAUUGGCACCAGGACCAGAACCGGGACCGGAACCGGGACCGGAACUGGCACCAGGCCAGCACUGGGACAAGCACUGGCACUGGGACUGGCACCAGGACGGGGACUGGAACCACACCAGCACCACAAGCGGCACCGGCAGAGCCCCCGGGGCCACGGCCUGGCAGCCGUUUG
This is a messenger RNA of Eurypyga helias (sunbittern), 995 nucleotides long. RefSeq lists its product as uncharacterized. The transcript has 2 exons. The record is from RefSeq and is a predicted model, not a curated record. The annotation marks the transcript as partial. NCBI's taxonomy places the organism in Eukaryota, Metazoa, Chordata, Aves, Eurypygiformes, Eurypygidae.